Effrenium voratum is the source of this 965-nucleotide messenger RNA. The record is from the annotation of a GenBank genome assembly. Lineage: Eukaryota; Dinophyceae; Suessiales; Symbiodiniaceae.
CCGGCUUCUUUGUGUAUGAUGUUCGCUAUGGCGUCCGCUUUGCUGCUAUGGAUCACCAUGGCUGAGGCCCACAGCUGCUGCUUCCGCUUCGGCUAUGCGGCGGGGAUGACGCCCUGCUGCAUGCAGGUCAACAAAGGUUUGACGGAGGAGCAGUGCAGCGCUGCGAAGGAGCACUUUGUGGGCGGCGCUAUGGGCUGGAGCUCCGAGUGCCCCAAGACGCCGGCGGAGGCCCAGAAGCUCAAGGAAAUGCAUGAUGCGAGCGCAUCCCACCCCACGCACGCGAGCAGAGGCCCGGCUCGCGCUCCGGGGACCGGAGGCGCCAAACCUCCAGGCCCUUCGCCGAGACCGCCCCACAGGGCGCCAGAAGCGCCCCAACCGCCCCAACCUGAGCCAGGGACCGCCUUGUGUGAGCAGUUGCCGGAAGGAGUUGAGCCAGCCAAGCCGGGCCAAGCCGCCGCUGCGCCCUUCAAAUCCGGCACCAUGAUGGAGGUGACGUGUCAGGUGGGCUGGCGCCCGCUGAACCGCUCCGAGAACACCUGGAAGGUGAAGUGCGUGGGCUGGGACGCCUGGAGCGCCAAGGACCACUUCGCGGGUUGUGAGGUGGUGCGUUGUGACGAGCUCAGCGAGGACGAUUUCGGGGCAUGGCUUGGGGAGCGGGACUUCAACAGCACCCAGCGCCUGCGGUGCACCCAGGGUUACAUCGCCAUAGGUGCCGCAGAGCUGAGCUGCCUCGCCUCCGGCCUGUGGGACCGGCUGCCGGGCUCUUGCUCCCCGGAGGGCGGCAAUCCGGAGCUCUGGAGGAGAGCAAGCUUCGUUAUUCAGCGCUCUUGAGCUUCCUGGGCCUCACGGUCACCGCGGGCCUGGUGAUGCUCGCCUGGCCCAAAGGGGAGGUUCUCGGCCGGCCACCUCGCGACACCGAGUGAGGAAAGAAUAGAGCGCGGAGCGCAUGGCCCUGCUUGUUCGGU